CAGACAGUGAAGUGAACAAACACAUUUCAUUCGUUGAUUCCUUUGCUUUGCUUCACUCUUUUUCUCUUCCGAUCCGCGUAAUUUUAACCUAAUUCAUCCCUCUUCGUGUAUAUAAACCACCAUAAAAAUUGGGGAUUAGUUUAUUCUGUGUAGACGGAGUCGCAGAGAAUUGAAGGACACAAAGGCACCUCCUCCUAGUCACUUUGUACGGUUGGAGAACAAGAGGGCUAAAAAUAAUCUUUAUAUGAGAAAGAGAACAAGGAUGCGUAGGUGGCUGUGCUGCACUUGUCAAGUAGAGGAGUCCUAUCAUCCCAAUGAAAACGAACACCUCAAGAGCCCAAGAGAUAAUGCUGAUGGGCAUCAAAGAGGUUCAAAGGUAUCUGCUCCCGUGAAACCUGAAGUUCAGAAGGAAGUACCUUCUAUCGAGGUACCUUCACUCUCCCUUGAGGAACUAAAAGAGAAAACCGACAAUUUUGGAUCAAAGUCACUAAUUGGCGAAGGAUCAUAUGGGAGAGUUUACUUCGCACAAUUGAGUGAUGGGAAAGAGGUUGCUGUCAAGAAGCUUGAUGUAUCUUCUGAGCCUGAUUCAAAUGUUGAGUUCUUGACUCAGGUUUCGAUGGUGUCAAGAUUGAAGCAUGAUAAUAUUGUUGAAUUGCUCGGCUACUGUGUUGAUGGAAAUCUUCGCGUCUUAGCUUAUGAAUUUGCCACCAUGGGAUCUCUUCACGACAUUCUACAUGGAAGGAAAGGGGUGCAAGGGGCACAACCUGGUCCAACACUCGACUGGAUACACCGGGUUAGAAUUGCUGUUGAUGCUGCCAGGGGUUUGGAGCAUUUGCAUGAGAAGCUUCAGCCAUCAAUAAUUCAUAGAGAUAUCAGAUCCAGCAAUGUGCUUCUUUUUGAAGACUACAAGGCCAAGAUUGCCGACUUUAAUCUCUCAAACCAAGCUCCUGACAUGGCUGCCCGACUUCAUUCUACUCGAGUUCUGGGAACCUUUGGUUAUCAUGCUCCAGAGUACGCAAUGACAGGACAAUUGACACAGAAGAGCGAUGUUUAUAGCUUUGGGGUUGUUCUGCUUGAGCUUUUGACUGGAAGGAAGCCUGUUGAUCAUACCAUGCCUCGUGGACAGCAGAGUCUUGUUACUUGGGCCACACCAAGAUUGAGUGAGGACAAAGUGAAACAAUGUGUUGACCCAAAACUCAAGGACUAUCCGCCUAAAGGGGUAGCCAAGUUGGCAGCUGUUGCAGCAUUGUGUGUGCAGUACGAAGCAGAGUUCCGGCCGAAUAUGAGCAUUGUUGUGAAGGCUCUGCAGCCCCUUCUGAGGUCGACUGUCCCUGCUCCUGAGACAAGUUGAAUUGCGAUGUUUGGAUCAAUUAUGACAUGCAUGAGGUGCCGCCUAUUUCUUCAGCCUUUGCUUCCCUGGGUUUGACAUGUACUUGGGUUUCUGUCGCGAUUCGUUUUCUUUUGUUGGUAGUGAUGUAUUGUAUGUCAUGACUGAGGAUGUAUGCGAUUGACUACUUUGCUGCUUAGGCAAAAAGAUUUACGCCAUAAACAUGGAAUACCCUUAUUUUUUAAAUCUUUUCAAUUUGUUUGGAUUGAUUGUGAAUGUGACAGUGGUUGGAAAUGCAGAAGCUUCUAUUUUUUUUAGUA
Messenger RNA from Salvia hispanica, 1647 nucleotides. Its product is annotated as protein CYTOSOLIC ABA RECEPTOR KINASE 5-like. Gene Ontology annotation, biological process: protein phosphorylation. Lineage: Eukaryota; Viridiplantae; Streptophyta; Magnoliopsida; Lamiales; Lamiaceae. Gene Ontology annotation, molecular function: ATP binding; protein tyrosine kinase activity. The record is from RefSeq and is a predicted model, not a curated record.